UCAAAAAAGAAAGAAAACUGAUCGUUGCAUUUAUCGGAGAAACGCUAAAAAAUCUUGAAAAAUAACAAUUUUUCUAUGGAUUUAGUUUAAUAUAACAUCUAGUACUUAUUAAUUUUAAUUAUGUUUUGGAGCGGUAACUAUAUCGUAGUAAGGGAGUUAAAUUUUCUUCUCAAGGAAGAGAAUGUGACUUUGAGUCAAGUUUUGGAGGCGGAUGACAUCCUGCAGGAAUGCAAGGCGGAUAAUAAAAAUCUCAUGCAAUUCCUGACCCGUCCAGACAUCCUCGCGGAGCUGAUCACACUGAUCACAGAGGAGCCGCCGCAGAAUGUUGAGCUCACCGCUCAGUACAGACUAGCUAACAUUGCAUGCGAGGUGCUCACAAGUGACCUCUCCACACUGAGCGACAAGCUGUCGAUGGACGUAACACAGAUGAACCGGCUCUGCGACUUCAUCUCCAAGCCGCCACCGCUCAACCCGCUGCUGGCCUCCUACUUCAGCAAGACUGUCGAGAUGCUGCUCGAGCGAAGCACCAAACAGGACUGGUACCUGUACCACAUCGUGUGCCUGCGCGUGCUGGACUUCUUCAAGUCGCGGCGCGACUUCCUGCCCAACCUGCUGCGGCACAUGGCCACCUCCGCCAUCGCCGACACCUUCAAGUACCUGAUCAGACUCGACGACCUCUUUAACAAGAUCGUCAUGGAGUGGUUCGAGGAGCACCAGUUGCUGGAGAGCCUCAUCCAGGUGGUGUGCGGCGCCUACCUGCCCGAGGACGGCGACCACAACCACACGCAGCACACAGAAAAUGAAACAGAGGAGACAUCGGCGCGGCUGCAGGCGGCGGCGUCGGCCAACGCGGCCGCGCUGCUGUGUGACGUCAUCGCUUGCGGCGACGCGCGCACGCGCACGCAGGAGACGCUCGUGAGCCGGCUGCAGAGUGAGCCGGCGGUGCGGCAGCUGCUGCAGGCCAUGUUCACGUCGCGGCCGCGCGCGCGCGCCUUCGCUGUGCGCAGCGGCGCGCGGCUGCUGCUGGCGCUGCUGCACCAGGACCCGAUCCUACCAAGCACAGACGAGGUGGAGGUGGAGCGAUCGUCAGUGGAACUGGCUAUUGCUCCACACCUGCCUCUGCUGCAUCAGGCGCUGCUGCAGGACCCUCGGGGCACCCGCGCGGGCGUGGGCUGGGCGCGGCUGCAGCUGGCGGCGCUCGUGGCGCAGCUGGCGCGCGCUGAGGGCGAGGAGGUCUGCAACGCGCUGCGCGCACUCGGCACUCCGGGCGUGCUCAUAGACAUGAUGUUCCAGUACCCGCACAACAACUUCCUGCACGGCUCAGUGUACACUAUGGUCAAGCACGCGCUGCAGAACAGGAUAUACCGCACGCAGUACGCCAAACAUUUGUUGUUGGAGUGCGACCUGCUGACGCGGCUGAUGGAUGUCUACGAGGAAAACGAGAGCAAAAAGAAUCCGCGCGCCGCGUACAUGGGCCACGUGACGCUGAUGCUGGAGCAGGUCGGGCGCGCGCUGGAGCUGGCGCCGCCGCCGCCGCCGGCGCUGCAGCGCUGGCGCGCGCUGGCCGGCGCGCUGCUGCAGCGCGUGCAGCAGAUGGCCGCGCCGCUGGGUGGUUUCUAUCCGUCAGAGAACAUAUACGAGGUAGACAAUAUGGCCGACAAUACUAACUAUAUCGCUCCAGAGUACGAAAUGGAGGACCGCAGCUUCAGCCUGCCGCAGCGCGUGGAGGAGCUGGCGGACGCUGCGGACGGGCUCAGCGAGCUCCACAUGCUGGGCGCGGGCACGGACCCGGUGGAAGAUGACGAUGAAAGUUCCAACUGGCCCGCAAUUCAAUAUGUGCAGAGGUCGGUGAGCGCGUUCUGGGAGAGCGGCGACCGCCAGCGCCGGCGCUACGAUCACGACGCGUGGGAGGACGGGCCGGCGGGCGACGCAGCCGCGGAGCACGAGGAUGAAAACCAGUCUGAAGAUAACACAUGGUUGCCGUGGGAGCAGGCGGGGGCGGAGGCGGGGGCGGAGGCGGAGGCGGGCGCGGAGGAGGCGCCGUGGGCGCAGUUUGAAGCGUUGGCGGCUGCGACGCCCGUCGACCCCUUCGCCGACACUCACCAACAAGCACCGGAGCCCUCGAGCGCGGCGCUGGCGGAGCAGCAGCGGCCGGCGCUGUGGCCGCCGGCCGCUGACGACGAUGAUGACGCGACGAGCUCACGCCUGGCCGGGGAUCUGCUGCGCGCGCUGCAGCUCGCCGCGCUGCUGUCCUCCGCGCAGCCGCAGGACCACCAUCUUGUUGGAACUAACAUGGGGACAGACGAGAAUGUCGCUAUCGCUGGACAAAAUAUUGAAACCAAUAUUGCGACAAAUCUCGAAGAAAAUAUUGGACCAAAUUCUGAAGCGACGAGUCCCAAAGCAGAUGCCCCGCCCGCGGCCGCCAGGGAGACUGUCGGUGCAGAACCCAACACAAUAACGGGCGAUAAUAGUUCGUGUAGCGCGGACAAUACUGAGAGCGGAGCCACCGCGGAUAGAGAAUCCAGCGCGAAUUCCGGAUCUGGCGCGGGUAGCGGAUCCAGCGCGGAUUGCGAAUCCAGCGCGAAUUGCGGAUCUGGCGCGGGUAGCGGAUCCAGCGCGGAUUGCGAAUCCAGCGCGAAUUGCGGAUCUGGCGCGGGCAGCGGAUCCAGCGCGGAUUGUGAAUCCAGCGCGAAUUGCAGAUCCAGCGCGGAUUGCGGAUCCAGCGCGGAUUGCGGAUCCAGCGCGGAUUGCGGAUCCAGCGCGGAUUGCGGAUCCAGCGACAGCUGAUGGGCGCGGUUCCCGCCCUGGCUGGCCUAGACAAACUACAUUGUUCUAUUGCCAUAUCGGAUUCACACUACUACCACACAUUUUCAUCAUAUUUAUAUUUAGGAAACAACCUUACAUCCUAUUUCCCACCGGGGUAGACAGAGACUAAUGUCUCUGUAUCCUUGAAAAUAUAACACCAAAUUUAUGAUUGUGUUAUACGCGUUAUUUAAUUCGUUGGCUGUUGUGAAUGUACUAAUUACUGUAUUUCAUGACAUUACAAAAUAAAUACACAACACAUAUUUUAAAAUCGUUCUGAUUUCGAUAAAAUUUUUAGAAUUGAAAGUUGGGAAAAGUUUUCAGAAUAAUCGAUCGAAUCUACCCCUAAAAUAUUUGUAUUUCAUUAGCAAUCACUACAAAUUAAUUAUGAAUAUAAAGUACCGAUUUUUAUGUCAUUUUAUUAUAAAAUUUUAUCAUCGAGCUUAGUGCAAUUUUAUGACUAACUUUGUAAUCAAAAUUACCUCUAAAUAUACUAUAUGUAACCAAUUUUGUAGCAGACUUUGAUACUGUAUAUGAAAAAAUAAAAAUCAUUCAAUAUAUCGCUCAGACAGCAUAUAAUUGCAUGCCUAGUUAUAUUGGCAACUGUGUUAUUACAACUGUGAUUUUUUAAAUGAAUUGUUGAAAUUAUAUUGUGUUAUCACGUCGCUUGUGAGACGGUAUGUGCCCCCUUACUACUGUACUAUUUUAUGGUCUAUCAAAUCAAACACAGAAACAAAUCCUAUUUCAACAAAUGAGUAAUUGUGAGCGAGCGUUAUUCGGUAUAUCAACUACUAGCCGCCCGUCCCGCCUUCGCUCGGGUAAUCAUAAGAAAUCACACACAAUAAGCGUCUUCAUUAUUCACAAAAAAAUAUAUUAAAAAACCCGCCUCAAGAUCCAUUGCGUAGUUUGAAACAUCUACGCAUGCGUAGACGCGGGCGGGCGCAGACACAGUGAAGCAACUUUGUUUCAUGUAAUACGUUUUUGUUGUUUCCUGCUGGUAGAAAGUGGCUGUGUGUUUCAUUCCAUAUAAAUACACCUCAGCUCAGGAACACGUUUUUUGCCAAUCUUUCCCUUGUUGAUAAACAAAAAUAAUUCAUUCGAUAAUACCCAGUAACGCUUGUAAUAUAAACUUUAAGGGCGACCUUUACAGAUGUACUUUAAUUGUCAUAUAUAGUUGCAUAUAUAACCAAUGUUUGCCAAUGAAAAGUAAGUCUACAUAGGACGCACUAAAGCUCUUUUUUCAACGAACAUUAUUUCUCCGGGCGGGAGCUGUACCUCAUAAGUCGGCUACGACUUUUACAACCCAAAAUCUAAGACUAUGUUAUACAACUUUAUUGUACAAAUGAAGUAUUUUAUCUGUUAACUUCGUCGAGCUUCACAUAAUAUGUUCAGCUGUUUAUAUUAAUAGCCGUCAACGCCGUUUUUGCUUCGUAUUCCAUACGCAGUUGGUGGCGAUUGCAGACGAAUAGAUUGUUAUCGAUGAUAACCUUGAAAAUAUCGAUUAAAAAAUAAAUGCCUAUAUAAAAUAUAGUGAUAUCAUAGCAGCAGCUUAUUCUUAUCUAAUAAAUGGUCUUUAUGUAACAUUUGUUGUAUACGGCAUAAUAUUUUCGAUUGUUUAUCAAGAAUGUCGAUAGUGUUAUUAAAAAAAACUUGUAUCACUUUACAAUAACUAAUUUGCGUUUUGAUAAAAAGAAAUUGUUGAAUUGUUUUUUAAGCCAAGUACCGAUAGUUGUCUAUUAAAGGUUAACAAUUUCACAAUUGCUGCGUAUAGAACUCGAAGUCCACUGUAUUGAGUGCAAUAUAUUCGUAUAUAUGCCAGUUGACUGUCCCCUUGGCUAAGAGUAAAAUCUUGACGUUAGCCGUUAGGGUUGUCAACAUAAUUAACGGCGCCACAAAUAUAUCUCCCCUCGUGGAUGUACUACCAGAUCAUUUUAAUCGUGACAUACCUUACCUUUUGACUUAAUAAUUCUAACUUAUCCUUUUAAAAUAUGUUUUGUAAUAAAAUAUUUUAGUUCUAGUAUAUUCCGUUGGGUCCGAAAUGUUGUGGCGCUAAAGUCUUUUUUAUUAGAUAAAUUUAAUUGUACUGUGAUGUUCAAGAGCAACGCACGUGUGAUCGUAUUGUAUUGCCCGUCGGGAAUACGUGAGGUUCCAGGCCACUGCACAUUUUACUCUGUUAUUUGCGUUGAAAUGUUUAUUCAUGGUGUAACCUCACAUAUUUCUGGUCGUUAUACGUAAAUCUAGCUUAGAGUCGCGGGCUGCGUUAUUUUUAAAGGAACAAGUAAUCAUAAAAUAGUAUAAGCAAGAUUAUAUAGUACUUUGUUAAAAUUUGAAUACAAAGAUUUAUGUAAAUCGACAAUGGUUUUCUUCUAUUCCAAUCAUAUUUGAUAUUAUUUCCUAAUUAACGUUUUAUAUUCAAAUUUUAUUAAAAUACUUAGAUUAAAUAUGUAUUAUAUUUCGAAGACCCGCGACUCGAUUUUAAAUUGUCUUAAUCUUGUAAAUAACAAUAGGAGAGGAAGAACGCGCCAAAAGUGUAAAUUACAGUAAUAUUCGCUUUUAUAGGUUUUGUGGACGUCAUCGCGGGUUACAAUAGCUGAUGAUUCGUAGUAUCUUCCUUGAAUUUUACUUUCUCGAUACUGUCAUGCUAUCUCACUCACGACGGUUUUGUCCACUGAAACCUUACACUUAUUUAGUGAAGUGACGAGUGAGAAGGCGAUAUUGCGAGGCAUCAUACAACUUAACCUUUAGCUCGCGAUGACUCAUCAUAACUAAGCAACAAAUGCUUCAUUUUGUGUUGAGAAUCAUAAUUAAUAUUAACACAAAAUGAAGUUUGGAACACCAAAGUCGGUCAAGAAAUUGAAGAAAACUGAUUUUUAACGACCUAAAUUUGUUUUGAACUUGCAAUGUGAAAUAGAAUGGUCAAGAUUGGUCGAUAAUCGCCCAGUGUUUAUUUUUAUCACUUUCUUGACAGACUGUACCUUAUAAUAUGGCUAAUAUGGCGUUAUUUCCGAAAUAUCGAAGGAAAUGGCGUCUUAUCUGAAUGAUGGCGGUCCGUCGGUGAUAUUAUUUGUUUGUAGCCCGGCUUGUAGCCGAAGUGCCUUCUGUUAUAGCGAUGCUGCGUUCACAAAUGAUCGGUUGUGUGUCUCGGUCGCCGGACUCGUUUGCUGUAUCAAUUCUUUUUUGUAGCUGCUUUACAAGGUCGUUACAAUAUUAUUUUUUUGUUAGUUACGCAAAUAUCUGAAGUGCAUUUUAGACUCUUGUCUUGUCUUUCAUAUCGAGUGUUAUUGCUAACACUGGUGUUAAAUUUAAUUCCAUUCGCCUUAAGGCAUCUGUCAUGACUUGUGAUUAUUUAAUUAUACCAUCAGCGUUUGCUUACCAUUAUUUCAUUCAUUUCUCAUUCAAUUCACUUCAUUGGUUUCAAUCAUUCCCUCAUUCCCCUGCACUAGCACAAUUGAUACAGCAAGCUAUAGUCCAAUUAGAUUAAUUUUAGAGUAUGAUACCCAUAUCGUAUGUAUUCAUGGAACGUGUUCAAUUCAUUCAUUCAAUUGUGGUUUUGUCUGUAACGUUGAGGUUUGCGUACAUGGUCUCAAUAUCAUCUCAUAUCGAGUAGUACCUAUAUCAGUACACAUAUCGAUUUAAACCAAUCGCCUCUUCUGUAGUCACAGGUUUAACUUCCACUUAUGUGUUUUAUUAUUUUUGUGUAAUAUGUUAAAAAAUUUACAUAUAGAUAUACAAGUCAACUAUAUGUUUAGUUUGCGGUAACGUUGUAACUGAAUGUAGUCAUAUCGACAUUUACCUCCGUUUAUAAAUGUUGCCAACGGGAAAAUGGUAAAUUUAAAACAUAGCCGUACUUUUAUUUGAAUUUGAUUAAUUUAAUUGUAAUGGUACUAAAUGUUGAAAGGAUUUCUGUUCGCUUGUUUUUCUUGAAUUUGUUAUUCAAAUUAAUUAAUUUUGUGAACAAACGUAACAUAUAUAAUAUUAUGAAGACGUACGCUAUGUGUCGCCAUUAGGCAAUCAAUUUAAUGUUUAUCAGUAUUAUAUACAUUCUCAGUUGUACUGAAGAAAAUAUAAUUUUCUACAUUUCCAACAUAUUGUAAAAACAUUUUGUCCUAAACAUAUUGUAUUCAUAUCGUAGUGCUUGUGAGACAUGUACUAACGCCUCGUCAAAUCCUCGUUUAUAUUUUAGCUGGAUUCCCUAAUGUGUUAUGGUAUCUUAUGCCGGCUCCACAAUAUCGGCAAACUCGGCGGUUUCAACGUACAUUGCUGUUUUUCCUUGCGAUAUUAAAACCUCACAAACAAACUAUAUGCAACGUACGUUCACUGGCGGCGGCAGCUCUCGGAGUUCGUUGACAGUGAGGAGCCGGCGUUGGGGCGUCCGCUGUGUGAUGUGUUGUCGUAUAGAUAAGGUAUUCAGUCACCCUACGUGCGCAAGAGAUGAGUGUAAGGUCCAUUUCUGUCGCGCUUUAUUUUGAUUCGGUCACUACUUGCUUCGACUUCGUCACGCAGCGGAUGUCAGAUUUGUUUUUGGCCGCGCUUAAUAUAGAUUUAGUCAUUUCCAUGACUAAAUCAUGAUGCGGCUUGGAAAUUUGAAACGUGGAACCGGGAGGGGGAUUAUACUUAACGUUGUUGCUUGUUUGUGUUUGGAUUGUGAUGUGAGAUGAUGACUCCGCGGCUGAUCAUACCCGCCGCGACGAUAUUUAUUCUGCAAUCAAUUCUUUAUAACACAUAAGUCGAAUAUUUUGCUAGUUCACUGUAACAGGUUUUCUUUUGCCGCCAUUUUCCGUUGAGUGUCGAUUGGAACGUUAAGAGAUAUAAAAAAAUGGAUGGAAUUUACGUACUUUGACGUAUCCAAGAAAACGUAAAGAAUGGAAUAGUUUGGUAUGAUGUAGUCGCGGUGUCAACCGAAAGGUGCUACUUGUAAUGUGUGUUUCGAUGUGUGAUUGGCGUGUGUGUGGAAACCUUUAUUUCCCUAUAGAAUCGAGGGCUGGUUCCUUGCGGAGGGAUAUUCUAAAAUUAUUGCAAAUUUUAAGGCUUAAAGUCAUUUUCCUUAAGGCACGUCUCGUGUAGAAGUAACAAAAUCUUGUAUCUUGUGAAAAACGUAAUUACAACAGUAGAUAGUGGCGAAAUCGCAGCGAUUCCGUUUUUAGGAAGACGUUGACUACGCUGAUCAUUGGCGACCGCUGCGUGACGCGUAUUCAGUCUCACAUAGUGCGACAGAAAUGAGAAUCUCCCUCUUGCUCGCGUAACAUGUUACGAUGAAUGAGAUGGGCGAAUACGCGUAACGCAGCGGACGUCCUAUAUAUUAUUACUAAACCGCAAUAGCAACGUUAUCGAUGAGUGUCUUCCUAAAAUUGUGGUAUUAUACUUGUUAGUAUUACGUGUGUAAGUGUAACACUAGUGCAAUUAUUCGUUUUCGUCUGUUGUGCUCCAAGGAUGUGUAAAUAUAAAUUUUAAUAAACCGCCCAUUAGCAAAAGUGGACUAAGGUUAAGCUUCUGUUGAAAUAAUUUGAAUGAAAAUGCGUGAUUUACAGUCGGUUGAAAUAUAUUUUACCAAAAAGUUUUAUAGCUUUAAUAUGUUCAUUUUGGGAAGUUCGUGUAUUUUCAUUCAUACAUAAAAUUGUGGUAAUAAAAGCUUAUAAGUAGUCCGGUUUGCUGAUGGUUCCAUGUGUAUGUACAACCAGCGUUUCCUAUAACCGUACAAGUUCGUACCAAAUAGUCGUGUACAUAUUUACUCACUUUUUAAUUAGGCAAGUGUGUAGCGAAAUAUUAUACCUAUCAGUGGACGAGCGCCUCGACAAAUUAAGCGCAUAAUGAUGAGACACGCGAAAUGUCAGAUUGUCAAUUUUUACUUUUUAAUAUUACGAAAUAUUCCCUUUUAACUAAAAAAAAAAAUGUUAAUUAAAAAAUCUUUAUCGUAUUUCUUACGCAUGUCUUGUUUCUACCAUGGCAUUUUGUGUGUUUAUGCGUGCAGAGUUGUCAGCGCGUGACGUGUUUUGUGACAUCUCACAUUCACUACAACCGUCCUGAUUUUCAUCUUUAGAAGAUUCUUCAGCCCUUCUAGAGAAACGUACAACAUUCAAACGUAACUGAAAAUAUUAAUUCAGUGUAUAUUGGUAAUUAACCACGUAUAGAUUGGUCUCAAGAUGGUUAUAUAACUUUCCCUAGACACGCGUGCGCAAGAGAUUGUAGAGUUGUUCAUCUCUGUCGCACAUACGUGUUCCUGCGACGUGUAGAAUGUGUUCAUCUUUUGUUUCUUAUGAAAUAAAUUGGUUAUUAAAUUUUCAAAUUAAUUAAUUUUUAAAAUUAUACUUUUUCUUUAUUGCUACCUUUUAGCCAAUUUGAUGAGAUUGGUUGAACGUGAAUUUGAGACUUUACUGUUGAUUAACGUAUUUUGUUUACAAUACUAAGUUGGACGUUUCACUAAGAGGGUAUGUAUGUAGUCUCAGUGAUCUCCCCCCAUUGUCUUCAGUUUACGCUCACUGUCUGUUUGUUUCAUUCAUUUUAUUAAUAUAUUUUUUUGUAAAAAUAUAGAUUGUUUGAUCGCACUGUAACAGUACUGCUGAUAAAUUUGAAGAGGUAUACAGAUACAAAGUUCUAAUUAUUUAGGAGACGCAUAAAAUGCUAUACCGUAUCAUAUAUAUAUACUGCGCUUAUGUGCAAUACCAGUUAUUUUAAAUAACAAUUAUGUAAUAAUUAUGUAAUAUAUACUUUUUGUUUGGAAGAGAAACACGAGGAAUCCUGAUAAUAAUAAACUAUUGGGAUAUAGUCUGUAUGCCCAUUUACAUUUGUCGACAGUACUAAUAAAUUAUAACAUUUUAUAUCGGUGGUAGAUUCUAAGUGUGCGGCUUACUCGUGAUGGUGAUUGCUUUGUGUUCUACCUCGUACAGUGAAGCUGCCAGUCCAGUGCCACUUUAAGCUUUACGCUUUGGCUUGUAAAGAUCAAAUUAGUAUUGGACUCUGCCAUUCGUACAUUCGGCUACAGAUCAAGCGUGAUUUUUAUUAGCACUGUUGAAACCCUCAAAUUAAAUUUCUAUGUUUGUGUUCAAUAAUUUUACUAUUUUACAUUGGGUGAAAGUGCUAACAUUGUUGCGCUAGUUGUGCGGCCCACUGUACAACGAGGUUCUUAGUUAGACUUAUGAUAAUAUGGACAUUGUGUUAGACGAUAAAUUAUGUUAAUGUUUUCUCGUUGAAGUUACGAGGUACACUGAGAAACGUGAAGAUUGUACAAGGCAAGCAGGCUUGAAACUGCGCUCGUCGUCUCUGUCUCGAGCGUUAAGAGUGAAAGAGACGGAGAAUCCAGUCUGAUCACAUUACUCAAAUUGACAUUUCAUAGUUAAUGUUAAAUAUAAAAAUUGGGCCUGAACUUUUUACUACUUUUAAACUGAUUGGCUUUGUAUCUUCUGGUGUCUCUUGACAACGCUCGAGUCAUCCAAAAUGAAUUGAAGAUAGUUUAUGUGGCGAGUCAUUGCUGCGAAGUGGAUACAGAGAAGGAUCUGAAUUCGUUCGUUAAUCAUUGAAAUAACAUUGUCAAAGUUAAAAAAUUUACAACAGGUCUAUACGUGACGUUACUUUGCACCUUUGAAUGAUGCCAAAUUGUAUAAUCGGGACGUCGGGUAACUGAUGUAGAUUCCGUUGGUAUGUGUUCAGUGUUCACCUCAUGUGGGCUAACGAGAACUGUGCCUUCCGGGCGGGCCCGCGCGCGGUGACGUGUAUGCAAUGCAUGUGAUCGGGCAUAGGGAAGCAAUUACGGUUUUCUCGACAAGAUGUCUGGGGCUUGAUUCUAACGCAGUCGAAGUUCAUUUCAUCUAAUUUAGAGAAAAUAGAUUUUAUUUUAAUAAAAUUUACCAUAUUUACCAUUCAUACAUUUUUUCGAUUGUGAUUUCCUUUGAAGAUACAUUUAAAAAUUGGUGGAAUGAAGUUUUGAUUAGGUGAAAAUCGGGUUCCAGCGUAGGCGUGACGUAGUACUUUCAUUUGUAUGCUACAGUCAACAGCACAUUGAUUGAUUAGCUAACGCUGCUGUCUAUGCAUUUGUCUUUCGGAAUACCCUCAUUAUUUUGCGACGGCAUGUUAAACACACCGCGCCUCACACCAGGCAAGAUGACGUCAAUUGAAACUGACCUUUAAAGCGCCCUCUAUAGCCUCACUUUAGACUGACGAGAGCUGACAGCGAACAGUCCGAUAAUUUGUUGUCAAGUAAUAAACGUCAUCUUACUAGGUAGGAGCGGUGCGUUGGCCGUUUCGUUUUAACGGUGACCUCCGCGUUACACUUGUUACGAUGUAUAUUCAGCCCGUCUCGGUCGCACACCUCGCGUGUGACAGAAAUAGAAGAUUUGUCUGUCUCUUUCGCAACUAAGGUGUGACGAGGACGGGCUGAUAAGCGACGCGUCACGCAGUUUUAAUUUGCUAUUAAUAUUUGGAUACGGUCACCGCACGCCCGCGCCCGAGACAUAAUAAAUGCUCGUAAUGUAUUCUAUUGUAUUUAUAUUAUAUCAUAGUUAAAAUUUUAUUAAAAAAAGUUGCUCAA
Messenger RNA from Plodia interpunctella (Indianmeal moth), 11323 nucleotides. It is a transcript of the gene fmt, whose product is annotated as fiery mountain. NCBI's taxonomy places the organism in Eukaryota, Metazoa, Arthropoda, Insecta, Lepidoptera, Pyralidae. The coding region runs from base 121 to 2787 and encodes 888 amino acids. Gene Ontology annotation, cellular component: cytosol; nucleus. Gene Ontology annotation, molecular function: protein phosphatase binding; protein phosphatase regulator activity. The transcript has 23 exons. The record is from RefSeq and is a predicted model, not a curated record.